Molecule: messenger RNA, 703 nt
Organism: Aspergillus candidus
Lineage: Eukaryota; Fungi; Ascomycota; Eurotiomycetes; Eurotiales; Aspergillaceae
Product: Mpv17/PMP22 family protein
Exons: 5
Coding region: 100-642 (180 amino acids)
Cellular component (GO): cytoplasm; membrane; mitochondrion
Source: RefSeq, a predicted model, not a curated record
CCUGAUUCAACGCCAACAUAACUUCUAGCGGUCAGAAGUUUUGCAAUCAUAGAAAAGAAUUCAAUCUCUUCAAUUGCAAGUCACCAUAUCGCCGACAAGAUGUUCGCCUGGUAUCAGCGCAGUCUUCUGCAACGCCCGGUUUUGACCCAGAGUAUUACCACCGCGUGUUUGUUUGGCAUAGGUGACUCCUUAGCUCAACAAGGCGUCGAGCGCCGUGGUCUCGCUCAGCAUGAUGUCAUCCGUACAGGGCGAAUGGCCCUAUAUGGCGGCGUGAUAUUUGGUCCGGUCGCGACCAAGUGGUUUCAAUUUCUCCAACACCGCAUUCAACUGUCUACUCCGGGCCGCACGCUCGUUGCGCGUGUCGCCACGGACCAGCUUGUCUGCGCGCCCACCAUGAUCGGGGUCUUUCUAUCAACGAUGUCGGUGCUGGAGGGUGCCCACCCGCGCGAGAAGCUGCAACGCACGUAUUGGGACGCGCUGCGAACGAAUUGGAUGGUCUGGCCGGCGCUGCAGAGUGUGAAUCUGUACCUAGUGCCACUGCAGUAUCGUGUAUUGGUGGUGAAUAUCAUAAACAUUGGUUGGAAUUGCUUCUUGAGUUUUCUCAACAAUGCCGAGUACGAUGAGGAGCCUCCGGUUGCUUGAUCGGAAUGGCCCAGGUGGUUUCGUCUCUGAUUCGCGUUUCAAGUCGAUUAGAAAGCGUCCA